Messenger RNA from Penicillium odoratum, 855 nucleotides. RefSeq lists its product as uncharacterized. The transcript is spliced from 3 exons. The coding region runs from base 1 to 855 and encodes 284 amino acids. The record is from RefSeq and is a predicted model, not a curated record. Lineage: Eukaryota; Fungi; Ascomycota; Eurotiomycetes; Eurotiales; Aspergillaceae.
AUGGCCUACCCUCCGAUCGAGGCUCUCGAGUUAGCCAAUUUGGUCUUCUUCGGGAUUUCAAUACUUCCAGUCUGUUACUGUUUUUAUAUACAUGGCCGGCAGGGUUUUGGUCCCUGGCUGAAUACGCUUGUUUGGAACGCUUUGCGCAUUGCCGCCAAUGCCGUCGCCUUCAAGUCGAUCACGACAACCGGCAUACCCGAUAUCCUUAUCCCACUUGUGGUGAACGGGGUUGGUCUCUCGCCAUUUUCACUAGUAAACUUUUCGAUUCGUAAGGAACUCCCGCUAUUUGCGGGUGCUUGGGGCUCGAUCUUUGCCCAGGUCAUAAUCAUUGUGGGUAUCUCGUUGGCGUUGAAGGGUCUGACGGAGCUCAUUCUCUUAAAAGCCGGUCUCAUUAUCUGGCUUCUCGGCUGGGUCUAUACGGGUGCUAUGAUCGUGGGAAGUUGGUCUUCUAAAUGCCAUAAGAACAGGCUUCCUGACGAAAAAGUCCUAUUAUACGCUGCCACAGCCGCUUGGCCUCUAGUUGGGUUCCGUGUCGUCUAUGUCACCUACUGCGGCUAUGUUUACCACAUCUUUGACCAAGGCGGGAUUACAAUCGUGUCAAUCUUUGGGGUGCUCCCAGAGUUCCUGUGCAUGACCAUCUACCUUACCUCUGGUAUCUGGACUCGGAAUCUGUCGCGCACCCACAAGAUUUUGAGGCAAGAAGAAAAGGCAGCCAAGAAGCAGGCUAAGGCUGCCAUGACUGUCGGUCCGGGGAAAAAUGACUCAUCGGGAGCUCUGGAGAAGUUCUAUUCUUGCUCUGGGUCGGAUGACACUCACAAAAGUCCUACCGUGAACAUCUCCGGGAGUACGGUAUGA